AUGGGCAAACCUGACGGACCUAUCAAGCUGGAGGAGGGCUGGGCAAUGAUGGAGGUGGACACCAACAUAUACAACAUGUGCACCCAGAAGCUCCCAUAUGAUCACUCCGAGCAGCUCUAUGCAAGGUAUCGCACGUCCCUGCAAAACUACAUUGAAGAGUGCGUGGUUCCCUCCCUCAAGGACCUCAAGGGCGUGAGCCUGCUGCGAACACUGUGCAGGCGGUGGCAGAACCACACGCUCAUGGUCCGCUGGAUGUCCCGCAUUUUUUCCUACUUGGACAGAUACUAUGUCCAGCGGCACAAUCUGAAUUCCAUGAACGAAGUGGGUCUCCUCGUCUGGAAAGAGGUGGUGCACGAAGUGAUUAAGAGCCGCGUGACGGACGCCAUCCUGGAGCUGGUGGAGCGGGAGCGAGACGGCGAGGCCGUGGACUGCCCCCUGCUGAAGAACAGCCUGGCCACCUACCAGGAGGUGGGCAUGGGGCUGCUGGAUGCCUACGAGAAAGACUUUGAGGCGGCACUGCUGCAGACCACCGCCAAGUACUACAAGAGGAAGAGCGCCGGGUGGCUGGAGACAUAUUCCACGCCCGAGUUCCUUUCGAUGGCAGAGGCGUGCCUGAAGGCGGAAGAGAACAGGGUGGAUGCCUACCUCCACGUCUCCACCCGCACCAAGCUCCUCAGCACCACGGAGACAGAGCUGCUCAAGGAGCACAGCUUGAGCCUCCUGGAGAAGGAAGGAUCUGGCUGUGCUGCCCUGUUGCGCGAUGGCAAGAAGGAGGACCUGGCUCGCAUGUUCCGGCUCUUUGGUCGCAUCCCCAAGGGCCUGGAGCCCAUGGCCGCGAUUUUCAAAGAUUUCGUGGAAUCUGAAGGCAUGUCGCAUGUGCGAGCGGCAACAGAGGCAGCUGUGUCCAAGCAGGCCAAGGAAAAGGAUGCAGGCAAAGCUGGCAAGGACGGCGCCGCCGCGCCAGAGCACCAGUUCAUCCGCGUCGCGAUAGACCUUCAUGACACCUACUCUGACUACGUGGUAUCAUACUUUGGCAGUGCAUCGCUCUUCCACAAGGCCUUGAAGGAGGCGUUUGAGACGUUUUGCAACAAGCAGAUUGGGAGGGCCACGGUCGCCGAAGCCAUGGCAUCCUUCUGCGAUUCCCUGCUCCGCAAGGGGUCGACCUCCGAGAAGCUGACUGAUGACGAGGUGGAGAGUCUGCUGGACAGAGUCGUCAAGCUACUGGCGUAUGUCUCUGACAAGGACCUCUUUGCCGAGUUCUACAGGACCAAGCUCAGCAAGCGGCUACUGGGAACCCACAUGGCGUCCGAGGAGCUCGAAAAGGGGGUGCUGAUCCGCCUGAAGCAGCAGUGUGGGACCCAGUUCACUUCCAGGAUGGAGGGCAUGGUGCACGACCUCGCGCACGCCAAGGACAAGAUGGAGGAGUUUGUGAGGUGGCAGAAGAAGAGGGGCGUCACUCUGCCCGUCGAACUGAACGCCACCGUCCUGACUGUUGGCUUCUGGCCGACCUUCAAGAAAAUCGAGCCCACCCUGCCUGAGGAGAUGCUGAUGGCCAUGAACCAGUUCACCCAGUUCCACGAGGCCAUCAACAAUGGCUCCCGGCGCCUGACGUGGCAUCACACCCAUGGCAACGUCCUGGUCCGCGCGACGUAUGACAAGACGUAUGAGCUGGUGGUGACACCCACCCAGGCGACCAUCCUUGCCCUGUUCAAUGACGCGACGUCGCUCAAGUACGUUGAGAUCCAGGAGGCCACCAACAUAGAUUCUGACGACCUUGAGCGGACGCUGGCCUCGCUUGUCUUUGCCAAGCACAAGCUGCUGAGCAAGGAGCCGAUGGGCCGGACGAUCAACAGCACAGACACCUUUGCCUACAACGCGGGUUUCAAGGAUCGGAUGCGGCGUAUCAGGGUGGCCCUGCCGCCGCUGGAGGACCGGCGCAAGGUGAAGGAGGACGUGGGCAAGGACCGGGUGCACAUCAUCCAAGCCACCAUCGUGCGCAUCAUGAAGAGCCGGAGGGUGAUGAAGCACCAGGAGCUGCUGGUCGAGGUGGUGGGCCAGACCCAGAAGAUGUUUGCAGCAGAUGUCAAGCUGGUAAAGAAGCAGAUUGAGUCGCUGAUCGAGCGCGAGUUCCUCGAGCGGGAUGAGAAAGACACUGCCAUGUACAAGUAUGUGGCGUGA
This is a messenger RNA of Auxenochlorella protothecoides, 2178 nucleotides long. RefSeq names its product Cullin-1. Lineage: Eukaryota; Viridiplantae; Chlorophyta; Trebouxiophyceae; Chlorellales; Chlorellaceae. Gene Ontology annotation, molecular function: ubiquitin protein ligase binding. The record is from RefSeq and is a predicted model, not a curated record. Gene Ontology annotation, cellular component: cullin-RING ubiquitin ligase complex. Gene Ontology annotation, biological process: ubiquitin-dependent protein catabolic process; protein ubiquitination. The coding region runs from base 1 to 2178 and encodes 725 amino acids. The transcript has 19 exons.